AUGACACAAAAUAUAAUACUUCAUUGAGUAGUUUUCUUAACGAGCUUCUACCAGGUAAAACAAAUGAUUAAAUGUCUUCGCACUUAACUGAACUUAACUUCGUACUUAAGACCGUGCUUUCGUUAAGAGUAGAAGAUCCACGCUAUUUUUCUAACUACUUGUAGUUGAUUCGUGAGUGUGACUCGCUAUUAAUCCAUCAAUCGAGUAUCAGUCACUUAUCAACUGUAUAAUACUCGAGUGGAUUACCAUUGUUUCCCUUAAACCUAUAAAAAGAAGCGGCAAAACGCGAAAGCCAAGAAGUCGGAUUACUAUAUUGCGGUGUGCAUAGUGAGCCACGACAACAGCAAUGGCAACUGGAAUAGCAUUAAUUUAUCCUGCGUUGCUGACGGUGUUAACGGAAAACAAUUAUACGAUCUUUCCGGAUGAAACAGGAGUGCCACAUCUGAUUAAAAUCGAUAACUCUCCACUAACUGAAUUAGAACUCGCCAUUUUAGGUAUCAAUGUGGAAUCGAUCAGUUUCAACCUUUACACACGAGAUAACCCUAUGAUUGGUGAUGUGCUAAAUCUAAACGACGUAGUCUCUGUACGAGAGAGUCAUUGGAACCCGCACAGGGAAACCAUCAUAGUUACUCACGGUUGGAAUGCCAAUGGUCGAUCUUCGUCAUGUACACUCGUACGCGAUGCUUUCCUUAAUGUCUGGGAUAGCAACGUCAUUAUCGUCGAUUGGGGUAACAUAGCGAAAAACCUGCUUUAUUCCGUCGUUGCAAAAAGCGUACCACGCGUUGCUCUGCGUGUAGCUGAUUUCGUGAAUUUCCUACAAACUAGCGCUGGUUUACGAACGUCUAAAUUGAAAAUUGUUGGACACUCCCUGGGUGCUCAUGUGGCAGGCUUAAGUGCACUAGAGAUAGGAAGGUCGAGCCAAGUCGCGGAAGUUAUCGCACUCGACGCUGCCAAGCCAAUGUUUGAACACAAAGGACCUGAUGGAAGAGUUGAUAAAUUGGACGCGCGAAAUGUUCAAGUUAUUCACACAUGCGCCGGAUAUUUAGGUCUGGAUAUCUCUGUUGGUACUUCCGAUUUCUUUGCCAAUGAUGGAAGAAAUCAACCAGGAUGCGUCAAUGACUUGAUAGGAGCUUGCGCACAUUCACGCAGCUACGAAUACUACAGUGAAUCUGUUAUGAAUUCAAAAGGCUUCCUCGGUGUAUCUCAGAAUGGUGCAAUGGCAUACAUGGGUGGUCCUACUCUUGACCCAAAAGCUAAAGGAACCUACACAUUCCAAACUAACUAUCAGUAUCCAUAUGCAGUUGGUGGAUAAAGUUAUUCUUCAUAUGAAUAUGUAACAUAUUUAUUCAAAUUGAAAAAUAAAUAGCAGAUGAUCGUAUUAAUCAUCGAAA
This is a messenger RNA of Bombus huntii, 1391 nucleotides long. RefSeq names its product pancreatic lipase-related protein 2-like. The record is from RefSeq and is a predicted model, not a curated record. The transcript has 8 exons. Lineage: Eukaryota; Metazoa; Arthropoda; Insecta; Hymenoptera; Apidae. Gene Ontology annotation, molecular function: lipase activity. Gene Ontology annotation, biological process: lipid metabolic process. Bases 347 to 1312 code for a protein of 321 amino acids.